AUGGGGAGAGGAAGGGGGGGGGAGGGGGAGGAGGGGGAUGUGGAAGUGUGGGUGGCUGGGCAGGAUGAAGCAGAGGGGGAUGGCGGAGAGGUGGAAGGGGAGAGGGAGUGGGGGGAUGCGCGGGAGAGGGGGGAGGGGGAAUGGGAGGAGGGGGGAGAGGGGGACGAGGGGGAUGUGGAGGUAUGGGUGGCUGGGCAGGAUGAUGCGGAGGGGGAUGGGGAGGGAGGAGAAGGAGAGAUGGAAGGAGGGGUGGAAGGGGAAGGAGGGUGGGGGGAGGAGGCAGGAGAGGGCGAGGAAGCAGGAGAAGGAGAGGAGGCGGGGGAAGAGGCGGGGGAGGAAGGCGGGGAGGCGGAGGGAGAGUACCCUGGGUGGGCGAGUGAGGCACUGCUAUCGUUUCUGGAGGAGCAGGGCGAGAGUGUGAAGGAGCCUCUGUACUGGUCGGCUGUGAAAAAGAUUGUUGCAGGAUAUAUCCAAGCCAACGGACUGCAGAAGGGCAAAUGGAUCACAUGCGACGAUGCGUUACAAGCUCUCUGCGAUACCGAUAGAAGCACGCAGGCUCAGUUCUACUACACUCUCGCCACGCACUACCCCGUUAAGAGCUCUAUAAAAGUGCCUAGGCGGCUGCUGAAGCGGCUAGCAGAGGAAGAGGCUGCUAAGAUGGGAGGGGGGGAGAAGGGGAAGGGGAAGGGGAAGGGGGCGAGAGGAGGAGAGGAGGAAGGAGGAGAGGAGGAGGAGGAAGGGGGGGAUUUGGAGUGGGAAACAGCCACUGCUACAGCCGCCGCUACAGCUGCCGAACCCAACCACACCCGCUACUCCGAUCCAUUCGCCUCAGACCCAGACGUCCCUGAAGUGACCGACCCUUUCGCCCCCUCUGCCUUCCCCCCUGCUCCCCCGGCUCCCCCCCCGGGUCCUGAGUGUGGGUACGCGGCGGUGACGCUGGCAAAUCUGGGCGGGGUGUUUCUGAAGAGAAGGCAGCUGGAAGGGCUGCUGGCGGAUGAGGGGUUUGACCGCAAGGUGGUGGGCACGUUUGUGCGGAUCCGCGUCCCGGGACCAGCGAACCAGACUGAGGCGUGCUACCGCCUCGUGCGGGUCACAGGCUGCACGAGCCAGACGGACAUGUACCCCGUGGGCAAGGGGCUCACCAACAGGGUGUUGCUCAUCAUGAACCUCAAGACGCCAGAGGCCACGACUAUCGACCUGGUCUCUAAUUCUGACUUCACAGAGGAGGAGUGUCAGAAGUUGCGGCAGUACAUGAAGUGGGGGCUAGUGGAUCGACUCACUGUGGACGAGGUGGCAGCCAAGGAGAACGAGCUGCAUGAGCUCAAAGUGAACGAU
Messenger RNA from Closterium sp. NIES-65, 1335 nucleotides. The record is from the annotation of a GenBank genome assembly. Lineage: Eukaryota; Viridiplantae; Streptophyta; Zygnematophyceae; Desmidiales; Closteriaceae.